AUGGGAUCCUUCGAUUGUUACUGCAUCUUAUGCUCUAUCUGCAUGAACAUUGGCGCCAUCAGGAUUGGAUCGAGAAAUGGCAAGUCUUUGCGCAAGCGAGAUCGCGCAAUGGAUAUAAGAAUGGGGAGACGUACUGGGAAGAAGGUGGGACGCGGGAUUGUCUACAGUGACGAUGAGGACGAAGAGAUGGAGGACGCGAUCGACCCGGAGGUCGUUGAGAACCAACGCAUCGAACAGCAAGAACAGGAGAAAGACGAUGCAGAUCCGGAUUACGAAUAUUCCUCGGAUUCUUCUUUCGAAGGCACACAAUCGAUUGAUAGCAACGACUCCGACUUACUUACGAGAUCAUCCGAGAUUCUUGACGUCGCUCUUCGACCCCGUACCCCCGAGCCUGAGCCUGUGGAAGAAGUCGAUGAUGGAAGCUGGUCGCAAGAUCCCGAGUUGGACAUUAGCGAAGAGUGGGGUCUUGAAAAUUAUGCCAGCACCGAGAACACUGAGGACAACAGUUUUGAUCCUAGACUCAUCGGACUCGACGACGUCAAAUGGAUUAAUCGGGUCCGCGCACUGGCACUCAAUCCCGAGCGGAAAGCCUACAUAUCCGGUAGAGGCCGCUACUACGACUAUGGCUCUCUAGAUAUCGAAGGGCCUGGAAGAGAUCCCAAUGAUCCGGGCGAAGGUUCUUUGAACAUCACGAGCUACGCGAGUGGGGACGAACCACAAGCUUUUCCAUUCCACGAGGCAUGCUUCGACAUUCUCGCAAAGAGCAUAGGACUUGAGAGCAGAGAUAUUAAUAAGCAUGUGAUGUUGAGAACGUUUAGCGCUCUUCUUGCAAACGAAAGACCAGUUUUGGAUGUGGACUAUCAGGUCUUUUCGGGCAACGAGCAAUUUUGGCAUAAUGGAGCGGGAUCGGAGUAUGAAGUGUGCGAUCCUUCCCCCCGACCUGCUCUCCAAGAAAGUAUACAAGACAUCCUACCCGCCAACAUUUUCGGUGGGAGUCCGCAGUUGGCAAAUCUAGCGCACAAGGUGCGAACGGAUCCAAUUGCAGUCCUCCCGUACGACCUGCUUCUCGAAAUCCUUGGAUAUGUUAACUCCAAAGACAUGCUUUCGCUCAUGCAAGCUUCGCAUCACGUCAACAGCGUCACUCGCGAAGCCGCAUUCUGGAAACAUAUGGUACGCAUGCGUGUAUUGCCAUGGUUCUACGAGUUGCGUUACUUCGUGGAGACUGCGACCACCGAUGCGCUCGACUACAAAGGUCUUUUUCUCUGGGUGGAUUCAUCGACUCGUCCCAGGUUCGGCAUCCAGGGACCCCUCAUGCACAUAGCAAAUCGACGCCGGAUCUGGGGCUGCUGCCAGCCAGUAGCCUCGCUCUACAAGAAAGCAACUGGGCCGGUCGAGCCCGCUGAGCCGGCAGACUCGGACGAAGCAAAGGCGAUUCUAGACAGCUCCGCAUGCUUGCACAUGCCCAUGACCAUGUAUCCCCCGCCAGCUCAGACCGAGACCUUUUCGGCACAGUUUAUUCACUCUUGGAAUGAGAUUACUCAUCGUGCUUGCGUUUUGGACACCUACUGGCGCCAGAUUAACAACAGCCACGACUACUUAGUGGGCAUCUCCGUCACCUUGGGUGACCAAACAAGACUUUUUGGCAGCUCUGAUGGAUUUACUGGACUUCCGUUUCAUCUUGAUCGUGGGGAGUGGAUCAAGGAGAUCGUCUGCUGUAUCGAAGAUAUUGUGAAUCAGACCGGGCCUCAUGGGAAGCCUGAGGAUCCUUGGCCAUCCAAGACUGCUAUGAUCAGCGGUAUCUCUCCGCGAUACACAUCCGUUCAGCAGAUGGCAUGGGGAAAGCUUGGAUCAUCGCUACCCUACGACCGUAUUGGUCAAAGGUAUCCUCAACAGGCUUCAGUCUGGGCGCAUCCUACGAUCCAUUUCGAGUCCUUCCCCACUCCCAUUCACCCCAUACCAUACGAACUCCCCGAGGAUAUGAUGCCCAACGAUGUGUUCAUGUGGAGCAAGAAAAACACAGGUAUUGAAUGCUUUCAGCCCGUUGCAACGAGUAUCUCCAUGCCUCACGAUUCGACCGAAGAAUCCAUGCAAUCGACCAGCGCAAGCUCCGCAACGACCGCUCUACCCAGCUCUCUUCCUGCAACCAACACGUCGCCACCGUCCUACCAACUCCACACCGGUAUCGAUAUCGUCGGCAUCAACCCCGGCCCGCACGACAUGUGGGGUAAUCGCGGCCGCAGCGUCGGCUCUCGCGGACCCGUCCUAUGUCAAUCCCCCAAAUGGGCGCACGACAUGACUGAGCCUCUCCAAGAAUCCCUCAAAGCCGCAUGGCAAGAUAUGAAUAAGAUAGGCGGCGGUCCACACCCUUACCAACUACAAAACACCGUCACAUUCCCACUGAACCAGGAAGACAUCACUGAAGUCCACGUCGAGCAGCAGUACCGCGCUCUGAAACUCGUUACGCAGAGUGGUCGGGUUGGCUACUUCGGGGAGCCGGAUAUGCGCGAUUGGUUCGUGAGGAAGGCGGUGGGUGGAGAGCGGAUCGUGGGAAUCAGUGCGUGUUUUGGGGCGUUGGGGGGUUGGAGUGAGUCGGCGAGGAUGUGGGGUCAUCUGAAGUUGAGUCGGGUGGGGGUGGUGUUUGAGAGGGUUGAUGGGGAGGGGAGGGUGAUUGGUAAGGAGGAAGAGAAGGAGAUGAGGGAGAAGGGUGUGGUGUUUGAGGAGGGCUCUUAUCACAACAUCUCCGGACCGGCACGGAAACAACUUACAAUCUGCCAACUCCUCACCGUUCAGUACCUCAAGCCAAUUGAGAACGUCGCGGACCUGAAGAUCAAUGUUGUCGCGUCCACGAUGAUGCGUCGUUCCCCACGCGCGAUAAGGUUCGUGCUUGAGGCCGGAAUGAGCUCGUCGUGGUUGCCGCUCGACGACAACGACGCGAUGCACGACCCGCUUGAGGAGCUGCGCAACCCGCGUCAGGCCAAAGAUGACUUUUUGAAGUAUUUGAAAGAGGAGGUGCUGAAGUUGAACUUUUAUCGCGCGCAUAUGCUGUAUUUUGUCGUCGUUAUUGCGAUCUCCUCGGUUAUUGUUUACGGGCAGGGUCUUGCUGAUGGACCCAAAGAGUAUGGAGAUGCGCAUGUGACGUACACUGACGCGCUGUUCUUGUGCACCAGUGCUAUGACAACUACAGGGCUCAAUUCGGUAGACCUCGGAGAUAUGUCCGGCUUCCAGCAAGCGACCUUCGCCGUGCUGCUAAUGAUCGGCAACAUACCAUUUGUAUCGACAGCUGUGGUACUCAUCAGAAGAGCACUAUUCCGGAAAAAGAUGGCAGAUGUCGUCAAACAUUCACACACAAUGCAAAGACUCGUACAAGAUAUCGAAAACAGCCAUUCAGAUCAAAACGAAAGCAGCAGCAGUACCGGAAGCUUGCGCCAGCGACCGAAUGCAAAACAAGGCCAGACAGGAAAGAAAGCAGCAGAAGAAAACGAGGAGCCGCAGCAAGCAAAGAUGUAUCCCAAGUCUAGAAGACGCACAUAUCACUACGAGACUGGAUUCGGCUUCAUACCAACACCCUGGGAAAUGAAGUCCGCGCGCAACUUUUUCAGCCGCAUGCUGGACCGCUUUUCGACAGAGUUGAAACCCGAGAAACACGACUACGUCUCCUUCAAACCGCAUCUCGACUCCAAGGGUCGGUUCCGCGAGCUCAGUGAGCGAGAUCGCAUGGAACUUGGGGGUGUGGAAUAUCGUGCACUCCAAGCUCUGUUGCUUAUCCUGGUGGGCUAUCAGAUCUUCUGGUAUCUGCUUGGUAUCACUUUCCUGAUACCGUACGCAUAUCGCGACGAUACCAAGAACACAUUGUAUCAAGAGCAGCCCGGUGCUAUCAACCCAGGAUGGUGGGCAUAUUUUGCGACGGUGACGGAAUUCUCCAAUGGUGGACUCAACGUACUCAACGCUAAUUUCGUUCCCUUCAGUGGUAAUGCGUAUGUUCUACUUGUGGCUGCUUGUUUGGCUUUCGCUGGUCAGACGCAGUUCCCGAUUCUACUCCGCAUCACGAUAUGGGUAUUAAAGAAGAUACUGCCAAAAGAGUCUCGUAUCAGGAAUACGAUGCAAUUCCUUCUACAGCAUCCGCGACGUUGUUUCAUAUACCUUUUCCCCAAGCGCGAGACAGUAUACCUCUUUCUUGUUCAGCUCGGCAUCGAUAUCACUGCCUGGCUUUGCUUCGAGAUAUUGAACAUCGGCAUGCCAGAUGUCGAAGCUCUAUCCACUGGCGCUAGAGUAGUAGACGGACUCUUCAUGGCCAGCGGACUACGUACUAGCGGCGCAUACAUCAUCAACAUGAGUUCGUUGGCACCUGCAUGCUUGGUGGCUUAUCUGGUCAUCAUGUACAUCUCCAUCUAUCCCAUGACGUUGGUACUGCGGAAGACGAACACGUACGAGGAGAAAUCGAUCGGACUGGAAGAGAAUGACAGCAGUGCUGCUGGCGUAGCAUCACACUUGCAAAAGCAGCUCGCCUACGACAUCUGGUUCCAGUUCUUUGUCUUCUUUCUCAUAUGUAUCAUUGAGCGAGGUCACAUUCUCAACGCAUCGCCAGGAUUCAGCGUCUUCUCGAUAUUAUUCGAAGUCACAUCGGCAUAUGGCACUGUCGGCUUGAGCCUCGGUGUACCGGGCAAGAAUACCAGCCUGUGUGGCGACUUUGCAAGCUUAAGCAAAGUCGUUCUGAUGGCUGCGAUGCUACGAGGUAGACAUCGUGGACUACCUUUAGCGAUCGACAGAAGCAUUCUUCUACCUGGCGAAGAGCUCAUGCAUCGUAUGGAUCAAGAGUACAGCUCGAGGGGCACAGAGAACCCACAAGAAGAGGCAGAGCUAAGAGAUGACAUUGAAUCAAGUGGCGAGCAACAAAAGAAUGGUGGAAAGGGCGACCAAGACCCAGAGGACAGGAGAGGGUCGCAACCAGACAACGAGGCUGGUCAGGAAGGGGCGGGAGAGACAGUCGCAGAGUCCAACCCCUGA
Alternaria triticimaculans is the source of this 5004-nucleotide messenger RNA. RefSeq lists its product as uncharacterized. Gene Ontology annotation, biological process: potassium ion import across plasma membrane; intracellular potassium ion homeostasis. Gene Ontology annotation, cellular component: plasma membrane. The record is from RefSeq and is a predicted model, not a curated record. Bases 1 to 5004 code for a protein of 1667 amino acids. Gene Ontology annotation, molecular function: high-affinity potassium ion transmembrane transporter activity; protein binding. The transcript has 5 exons. NCBI's taxonomy places the organism in Eukaryota, Fungi, Ascomycota, Dothideomycetes, Pleosporales, Pleosporaceae.